UUCAAAUUGAAUGCCGAGUUGUGGAUGAGACUACACGAGCCAAUGUUCGAUAGAUUCACUUUUAGUUCUGUUCUUGCUUUCUUCGGUUUAAUUACACACAACACAGAAAAUACAAUCUACAUCUUUUAGUUGCUUUGCUUUGUCUUGCCACCGUCGUCUUCGUUGUCGAAUAAAAUAAAAAUACAACGGAUUUGUUUUGAUUUGCUUGAUGAUUUUUUAGCUUGUCUCGUCUGCUGCUGCUGUCAGCAGUUAAACAAUCCCAGAGAUACAAGAAAAAACUUCAUUUGCUCCCAACAAAAAGGAAGAGUGGAGAAAGAUGCAAAGCAUCUCUGUGUGAAUACCAAAGAAAAAAAAAAACAAAAAUAAAAACAAUGACAAUAAUAGUUUAAACUAUUUAAAAGAAAAUGUAUUAAGUGCAAUAACAAAUUGUGAAAGUGUAUAAAUAAAGAAAAGUGGAAAAAUAAAGAAUAUUUGAAAAAUCAUAUUUUGCUCGGAUAGCCAACCAGAAUUGAGUGCUAAAAUGUGUAUGUGACAGCAUCUGUGCGGGGACCUCAAUGUGUACUUUUCUGAAGGCUCUUUUUGUUUUUGUGGAUGCUGCAAAAAAUAUUAUUUUAAAGAAAAACAAAAUAUAUGUUCUCAAUACUCAAUAAAUAAAUUAUCAGUGUCGCUUUUGGAGCCAAUUUUCCAAGUCUAUUCAAAAAUAUAUAAGUGAACGGCGAGUUUAUAAUAAUUUAAAUAACAAGUAAACAUUGCUGUUGUUAUACAUAUAUGUAUAUAUUCAACAACCACAACCAUAUCUACGUGUGGCUACGUCUGGCUGUAACGUAUAUAGGAAAAGCCACAAUAUUAUUUUCAAACAUACAUACGUAUGAGUCUGCCCAUCGAUUGCGUUGUAUAUAAAAAAAAAACAACAACAAGAAAUUAUAACAUAAUUUCGUUUUGAAUUCAUCACAUCACUUGUUGUUGUAGUCGUUGUUAUUGUGUUAAUUUAUUUUAAUUGAACUCGAUUUUAUUCGUCGCCGUCGUCUUCAUCGUUCUAUGGAAUAGCAACAGUGCGCCAUCGAACAACAUCAAGAUAAGGAUCUAUUUUACAAAUGUACAACAGCAGCGGACGCUCAAUUUGGAAUCCCAUGUGAUGAAACACAAAUGUACAUCAACACCACAGGCAGUGUCAUCAGCAACGCAACUGCUGCAAUAAAUGUCCCUUGAAAAAAAACCGGCGACGAGGUGCAACGGCCACCAAAGCCUUCUGGUGACACAACAAUAAACAACAGCAACGACUUUUUGCUGGUGCUGCUGAACGUGUGACUCAUGCGGCUAAGGCUGCAUCAUAUGCCUGCUCCACACCAACUUAAUUUAAUUAAAUUGAAAAAUCAAAUUCAAACUGAAAAUUUGAAAAAACGUAAAAAGAGAAGACCUUAGCAGCAGCCAAAAAGAAAAAAAAAACUCAACACACGAAAAGGAAAAAUCCUAAAAAAAGAAACAGGAGAGAAGAUCUACAGCAGCGCUAAUUAACGAAGCAUAUCAAAAAAAAAAAGUUCUGUUGCUUUUCUUGCACUUGAGCACAAUAAAUUUAGAACCAAAACGAAAACCAAAAACAACCAAAGAACAAAAAUCACCAAACACCAAAGUCUGAUCAAGUUAAACUGAAAAAAACACACCCCACCCCCUCAGAAAAAAAAACAAUAAAAAUUAUAUUUUAUAUAAUUUUUCUAUGUAAACUAAUUUUAAUUAUUAAUGCCUUAAACAUGUCGGGAAUAUUUCGCAGUAAUUCCAUGUCAAAUCAUAGCAAUGAUUCAACGCCCAAUAAACGCUUUUCGUUCAGUGCAUUUUGCACCAGCCCGGGUACUCUACAAGAUGUGACAAUGGACAAUCCAUAUGGUGUGGGCUAUCGUUCACCCUGUGUCAGCCUACAGCAGCCAUUCCAAGGCUCCACCUCUCCGGCGGGCCAAGGCAGAUCUGUAAGGGAAUUUGAGGAACAGAUGGCCACAUUGCGCAAGGAGAAUUUCAAUUUAAAAUUGCGUCUGUAUUUCAUUGAGGAAAGUAUACCAGGCUAUCAGCAGGCCUCAAAUUCCAGCGAGGGCCAGGAGACCCUUAUGAAACAGCUCAUUGAUGUGCGAGUCGAAAUGGAAAUUUUGCGCAAAGAAAUCCAGGAAAAACAGGAUCUCCUGAAAGAAGCCGCCCAGGCCAUGACACAAAUGGAGAAGAUACAAAAGGACACCGAGCUGAGAUAUCAGGAAAUGAUUGAUGAACUUAAGCAAAAGAUACAGUACAUGGAAAUGGAUCGUGAAAUGGAAAAGGCAAAGUCGGGACAUGUCAACACGGAAUCGAUGAGUGAUUUACUGGGACGUUCAGAGAUCCAUGAAAACAUGAAUGCCUUGCAAAGGAUACGCGAUCUGGAAUCGUUAUUGAAACAAUCCGAUGAAAAGCUGGAAGAUUUCCAACAGCAAAUAACCAAACUGGAUGAAAUCUUGGCCAAGCGUGAUGAAACCAUCCAGGAGUAUGAGGAAAAAGUCAAGGAACUGGUCUUCCAAAAUGCCGAGCUAUUGGAAUCGGUGGAAAAUCGUGAUCUAGAAUUGGCCACGAAAGAGCGUUCCAUAAAAGGUCUACGUUCCGCAAAUGCUGAACUUAAAUCUGAAAAUGAAAAACUCGUCCUAGCAUUGCAAAGCACUCGGGACAAUUUCGGCAAAGAAAUGUCCAAUAUUAAAGAAUAUGAGAGCCAAAUGCGUCAACAGCAAGAAACCUUAACAAAAAUGCAAACCCAACAGCUAAAACAGGAUUUGCAAAAAUGUAAAAUGGAAGUGGCGGAUAAAAUGUGUUUGGUGCAGGAAUUGGAAGAUAAACUGAGCAAUCGCGACCAACUGUACGACAAGGCACGUUUUACCAUACAAAAAUUAAUGUUGCACAUUAAAAAUCAGCAGGCUGAAAUAAAUCGUCUCAAGAAUCACAAUUCCAGUCAGUCUUCGUCGACGAAUAACAAUAAUAACAACAACACGGCCAAUAAUGACAAAGAGAAUGCUAAUAGUGCCGUUGGCUUAAGUGGCCUAGAGGUUACCGGUUUCUGUCCCUCGCUCAGUGAUUCAGAUGCCAUACAAGAUGUCAUGCCAUUGGCCCAAAAACAAAAAUAUGAAACAAUUAUUCAGGAACAGGAGACGGUUAUUGAAACCUUGAAGGCAGAUAUUAAAAAGAAAACGGCUGAUCUGCAGCAUUUCGUCAACAAAGAGUUGUGGGAGAAGAAUCGUGAAAUAGAACGUCUCAAUAAAAUCUUGAACAACAAUUCUGCCACAAAUGGUAGCCCCACGUCCCCGAAAAAUAACAAUACCAGCAAUAACAACCUGAGUCAAGAAGGUGCUGGUGGUGAGCUGCAGCAAUCCUUUUCCGAUGUGGAAUAUGCCAAGGCUGUGCAACGCAAUAAGCUAUUGCAACGUAAAGUCGAUAUUUUACUACAACGUUUAGGUUCGGAGCGCAAUGCCGAUGCUGUUAUUUCACAAUUACGCACCGAACUGAAACAGGCUCGGGCCGAUGCUGAGCAUGCUGAAAAAUGGCGUCGCCAAUGUGGAGAUUUAUGUGCCACACUGUCAACACGUUUGGAGGAGCUGGCUGGCUUCCUGAAUUCCCUGCUAAAACACAAAGAUGUCUUGGGUGUUUUGGCCGUGGAGAAACGUAAGGCAAUGCGUCGGGCUGUCGAUCGCAGUCUGGAUUUGUCCAAGAGUUUGAAUAUGACUCUCUCCGUUUCGGGUCUUUCCAUGAUUGACCACUCACUGGCUGAGUUACACAAUUUGUCAGAUAUUCUCGGGGAUGUUGAGGCUGGUCUGGCAAAUGAAACAUUUAAUUCUCACGAAGAGUUACAUGCCGUCAGCUGUGUCAGUGGCCAACAACAGCCGUCCAUUGAAAGUCUGAAGGCUGAAAAUAAGGCCUUGAAAAAGGAAUUGGAUAAGCGACGCAAUGCUGAAAACAAAAAGGAGAGAAGGUCCCUGCCACUCAGUGUCAUGUUGGAGAAUCGUGAAAGUGAAUCAGAAGCCUGGUCAGAACCUGAUCGCAAGGUUUCCCUGGCACGCAUUGGCUUGGAGGACCACUCAGCCUCGUUAAUGCCCCCAGCGGCAAAGGAACCUUCCUCUACCCAACAAGCCGAAACCGACAGUGAUUACAGUGAAUCCGGUCAAUUGGAUAGCCGCAAUAUGAAAUCUUCACGUACCCAGGAACGUAUCAAUCAAUUGGAACAAAUAAUACAGCAACGCGAUAAUCGCAUACUCGAAAUACAAAAUCAAUUAGCCGAGGCUGAUAACAUGCUGCGCAAAGAGAAAAUGAAGGUAGAAGAAUACACCGAAGAAUUGGAGGAACUAAAGACGCGCAACAAAGAACUUCACGAUGAUUUGGUAGCUAUUGGUUCCCAUGAACCAUCCACCACUGCCCACGAUGAAUCCAUGCUAUUGCAGCAAAUUGAAGAGAAAUCUCGUUCCCUGGAAAAAAUGCAAGAGGAACAUGAACGCCUGAUAAUGGAGUCACGUUUGGCAGAAAUGCAAAUCAAUUCGCUAAAGGAUGAAAUGGAAAAUAUGAAAAUGAGACACGAUGAGGCCAUGCAAAAAGCCAACGAACAACAGAAACAACAAUUGGCCAUGUUGCGACAAGAAAUGGAUAACAUUCUGCAGGAGUCACUGCAGGCCAAACAACAAGAAGUGGAUGAGUGUCGCAAGCAAUUGGGCGAAUUGCAGCUGCACUUUAUGGAGGCCCAACGCAACAUAGAAUGCCUGCAGGAGAAUGAACAUGAACUGAAACAAACAUUGGUCGAGUCUGAGUUGACGGCCAGAAAUUUGCAGAAACAAAUCGAUGAGAGCACCCUGAGAGCCUCCAAGGCCACAACAGAACGUGUAAAGGCUCUCAAUGAAAAAUUGCAAUUGGAAAAACGUCUCGAGGAAUUGUCUCAAGAAUUGGCCGCAUAUCAAACGGAACGUAGUCAAUUACAACAGCAAGUACAACAAUUGGAGAAUGAACAAUCACAGCUAAUGGAACGUUUGGCUGAGGCGCAACGUCUGGCCGAAGAGGCAGCUGCACAAACAUCUAACCGAAAUGUAGAAAAGAAGUCGGAUGAUACUUGCCAAUCCGGCUAUACAUCUGAAGAAGUUCCCCUGACAAUGGCAAGCGGUGCACAAACCGUCGCCCAACAACGUCUGGGUGAACAACGUAACGCCCAAAACUAUUCACCCGACUUGGGUAUAGAAAGUGAUGCAGGACGUAUAUCAAGUGCCGAGCUGAGCAAUGCCCAAUUGCCGCUGCUGAAGACGGUGGAAAUUAGUCCGAAUAAGGAAAAUCUAAAUGUAACUGAAGAACCUUUGGAUUCCAGUUUGGAAAAUAUCAAACCAUCUAAUUUACCACCCAAUGCAGCUGCGGCGUCAUCAUCCAGUGCAGUUGGACAAGAAAAUUUGGCCUUUAAGAAACACGAUUGUGCCAAGGUAGAGCAAGAGAACGCUGAAUUGCGUCGCAAAUUGUUGCGCACAAAACGUGCCUUCGAAGACACCUAUGAGAAAUUGCGCAAUGCUAACCAGCGCAAAGCACAAAUCGAAAAAGACAUUAAAAAUCAAAUACUCAAAACGCACAAUGUCCUCAAGAAUGUUCGUUCCAAUAUGGAAAAUGAAUUGUAACGACGAUUUGUUAUUUUGGCCAUGGAAGAACAUCGAUCGUUAGUUGUCAUCAAAUAAUGCCAUAAACACUAUCACACACACACAGCCACACCCAUUAAAGACACUUGUUUUUUUAAUUGAUUGUUUAAUUUUAAUUUGUAUUUUUUAUAAAAAAAAAACUUAAUUUAUUUUCUCAAUGUCAUUACCUUUAAUAAUGUAGUUAGUUAGUUUUAGAUGAGUAUAUAUGUGAAACAAACAAAAAAAAACGAAUGCAACGAACUUUCCUAAUCCUGCUGGUAACCAGAAACCACCAACCAACACAAGACUUACAUUUAAUAUCCUUCUCCAAAUGCCAUAUAAUUUUAAGUUUGUUCCAUGUAUUAUUAAUUAUUACUACUUAAAUUUAAUGCCACACACACACACACCCAUGUACUCACACACAUACACCAUAAUACGACUCAUGCCCUUAAUUUUUGUUUGUAACGAGUUGAACGACCAACAAAUAACCAAAUCUACGAUCAUCAUUCAUAUUGAAUGAAUUGUUUUCUCUGCAAUGCACGAUUUAAAAAAAAAAACUAAUUUUUAAUAACAAAUAAAUAAAACUUUACCCAUUUCAUAACCUCAAA
This is a messenger RNA of Musca domestica (house fly), 6244 nucleotides long. RefSeq names its product centrosomin. The transcript is spliced from 10 exons. Lineage: Eukaryota; Metazoa; Arthropoda; Insecta; Diptera; Muscidae. Gene Ontology annotation, molecular function: protein kinase binding; calmodulin binding; microtubule binding. The record is from RefSeq and is a predicted model, not a curated record. Gene Ontology annotation, biological process: microtubule bundle formation; positive regulation of DNA-templated transcription; establishment of mitotic spindle orientation. Bases 1749 to 5639 code for a protein of 1296 amino acids. Gene Ontology annotation, cellular component: mitotic spindle pole; microtubule plus-end; perinuclear region of cytoplasm.